AGCAUAAAUAUUUCGUACUAGCUCUGUUCCAUGUAACUUUAUUAAGUUUAUUUCUCUAACGUAAACACAUACACACAUCCUUGAACUUACAUUUGUGGGAGUAAUAAAAUAACCAAGGAAAAACGAUCUACUAUUUUGGGUUUUGUGUACAUUAAUAAAGUCUCCCGUAACCAAGCAAAACUUUACAAUACAAAAUCUAAGUAGCUAUGAGUAGCAGAAACGAUGGUGCUAAUAAUGAGACAAGAGAAUUGGAGAGCUCAGAUGAAGAAACCCCUAUCAAUCCAGAAGUCCGCAUCCUGUCCCGAAUCUUUGGGGUCCACCGUGCAAGUGUGGCAUCUAUGCCGGGGACUAGUGGCGCAAGUCAUCUUGUGAGUCCAUUGCCGAACACGCGCCGCACGCCUCGAGAGCGCGAUCGUCUCUUCUGGACACUUCUUGGCAACUCUAGCAGACUGUCGUCUAGUGCCAGGUGUCGCAGCGGGCCUCCGCCACGCGGACCCAGACCCACAACCUACGCUGAUUUGUUGGAGCCCGAUCGCCGUCGCAUCUCGCUCACACGCCACGCUUCUCCCUCAGGUACCGGCUACCAACCUAACGCGAGUCAACUGACGAGUCUGCACUGCUCUUUGCGCAACCUACUGCGCAAGCGGCCUUACACGAGCACCGGCAAUGUGACAGGUCCAAGCUCAAGACCGGUGUUGGUUCUACGCGCAGCUCCGGACUCGAGCCGUGGUGAAGAUGAGUCCGACGGCAGAGGUCGCGGCGACCGUGAUCGUGACCGGAGCGACCGUGAUCGUGACCGGAGCGACCGUGACCGGAGCGACCGUGACCGUAGUGACCGUGACCGUGAUCGAAGCGACCGGGACCGCAGCACCCGGGAACAUGAGGAACGACAUCACGAUGCUGAGCCUAUUGACCUGGAUGACAUUGAAGAAUCGGUGCCGGGGCCGGCGCCGUCAUUCUCUCCUCGCGCCGACGCCGACGCCGAAUACUUUGCUGAUGAGCCUUUGAGAGCAGAGGAGCCCCUGAACAUGACGACGGGCGCGCUGCUGGAGGAAGAGAUUCUCGAAGUAGAUCCGGACCCUGAGCCCGCGCCACGACCACCACCCGAUAAUGAAACGGAAGUUCCUGAAACCCCAGAAUCAAGUCAGCAGAGAGGCACUAAAAGAAAAAGGGAAGGAGAAACACAGGAUUCAGCAUUGGCUCUCAAUCACAGCAUUCUUCGCCUUCUGGAGUGCCCCGUGUGCAUGGAAUGGAUGGAAGCGCCCAUCACGCAGUGCCGCCGCGGGCACUUGGUCUGUGGCACGUGCCGCAAACGCCUCGACGCAUGCCCCGUGUGCCGCACGCCCUUCUCGUCCGUACGGAACCGCGCUAUGGAGGACGUGGCAGGCGUCCUCCGCUACCCAUGCCGGCACGGCUGCGGUCGUUUCCUGCGCGCGCCACGGAGACACAAGCACGAAGCCAGCUGCGCGUCGCGCCGCCACGCCUGCCCGUUGAAUCAGUGCCGCGCCGUGCCGCCCAUGCCGCGCUCCAAGUUAGCCGCGCACUGCCAGACGCGGCAUCCAGAAUCCUUCAGAACCGGCACACAGCACGUCAUCCCAUUAGGCGUGCGCACCGAACAGCACAUGCAGUUCGUGGUCGCGGCACUAGGGGCCCUGUUCCACCUGCGAGUCGACAUGGAGGUGCGGACGUGGGGCGUCUGUGCUUUAGUGCAACAUCUGGGCCCGCAGGACCAGGCGGAUCGGUAUACUUACGAGGUGACAGUAAACGGGCGACACAGCGGGCGGCGACUAGUAUAUCGGCGUGCAACUCACAGCGAUCUUGAAAACCCGGUGCUCAACACCAGCAGGCAGGAUUGCUUCCACCUAACACUUGACCAGGCACUCAACUACCUGCGCUUCAGGAACGAGCACUCGGAGACGGACAAGACGCUGGACCUCGUCAUCACGUUGGCCGAGGCCGAACAAGAGGAACCCGCGAACAAUGAGCGUGACGAAGACUCGUGAACAUUUUUUGUAGUCCCAGUUUGCUUGAAUUUUAAUUCGAUUAUUUUUCAAGUGCACGAUCUAAAUGUACCUACAGCUUGGGAAAAAAAGAGUAGAAAUGGAAGUAAUUUUUUUUUAUCAUUGCAACACUUAAUAUUCUCACUGAAAAGUGUCAAAAUCUGGCAAAAUAUUAGCCACAUUCAAAUCGAUUUAUGUAGAUGGCGCCCCCAUUAUUCUCUACCCAUUUUUGCCAGGCUGUAUUGUUGAGAAUUUUGGGAAAGAAAACAACGUAUUCUAGUUGCCAUUACCUACAGGGAGCACUGUAGAAGACCUGUGUAGAAGCAGGCGUGGCGCACACCGCGAUUUCGUAGCGCCGCUACAAGUACAGUCGCCAUCAGAUAUGCCGGGGCGCGCAAAAAUAUUUGAAUACGCCUCUAUUGUUGCGGUGGAUGCUGCUGCGGUGGCCAGGGCUCGGAUACCGGUUAAAUUUUCAAACCGUUAUCAUAUACUUGCGGCAAAACCUUUAAAUUUCGUUUUCGCUCGAGAAACCGCUAUUUUUAAACCGGUU
Molecule: messenger RNA, 2550 nt
Organism: Leguminivora glycinivorella
Lineage: Eukaryota; Metazoa; Arthropoda; Insecta; Lepidoptera; Tortricidae
Product: E3 ubiquitin-protein ligase SIAH2-like
Exons: 15
Coding region: 207-2003 (598 amino acids)
Biological process (GO): proteasome-mediated ubiquitin-dependent protein catabolic process; multicellular organism development
Cellular component (GO): cytoplasm
Molecular function (GO): ubiquitin protein ligase activity; ubiquitin conjugating enzyme binding
Source: RefSeq, a predicted model, not a curated record